Molecule: messenger RNA, 2237 nt
Organism: Porites evermanni
Lineage: Eukaryota; Metazoa; Cnidaria; Anthozoa; Scleractinia; Poritidae
Source: the annotation of a GenBank genome assembly
GGCCGAGCGAAGUGACUGAGAUCAGAGAAGGUAGUUGCUUUUUCGGCGCGCCAUAAUCAUGGACGCUGUGAAGCUGCUCGUCUUCGUUGCAGUAUACUUUCAAGGCUGUUUUUCAACCGAAAGGAAGAAAUCCUUUAGUGCCUGUAAGGAUGCCAGUAAAGGUUCUCUGUACGAUUUCACAGUGAACGACAUCCAUGGCGUUAAACUAGAUGAGAAGUUUUACAAAAAUCAAGUCACUUUGGUUAUGAACGUGGCGACCUUCUGAGGAUUAACCAUGCAGUAUCUUCAAUUGAAUGAAUUACUUGAAAAAUAUAACAAGGAUAAGAACGAUGAUGCGAAGUGCAGCUUUAAAGUACUAGCCGUACCGUGCAAUCAGUUUGGACUUCAAGAACCAGGAGAGAAUGCGUACGAGAUUUUGAACGGGUUGAAAUAUGUUCGUCCUGGUCAUGGGUUUACGUUGAAUCACGAUAUAAAGUUGCUAGAGAAAACUGAAGUCAACGGGAAAAAUGAAAACAAAAUGUUCACAUUUCUCAAGGUAAUUAAUAAUAAUGAAAUUAACAAUAUGGUUAGUUGAACAGUAGAAUAGUGAUAAUUGCAAAAUUUUCCCGGAUUAAUGUUAAGUUUUUUUUCGAUUGGGAAAUCGGGUUUUGGAUUUUAAAAUCUAAUUUCGGGCAGUCAAGAAAAUCUAAAAUUGUAGUUCAAUCUACCGAAGAGAUUUAUAGCAAAAGAAAAAUCAAAUCCCAAAAUUCUUAUUUAAAUAUCAAAGGCGAAUUUUCCAAUAAAAGCGAGUCAGUUUCUUGCGUUCUAUAAGAGGUUCCUUCCUGGAUAUUUUUUAGAGUCAAGGAAAGACUUCUCUGAAAAUCCUAUGUAUAUUUUACGCUAUAAAGAAUAGUUUAUUUUAUUCCCUUUCAUUACUGGUUGUUUUUUGACAAUUCGCACCAGGUGGUAUUUGAACAAGACGUUACAUGUGAGCCUGAAAAAACUCGUGAAACAUUGUGCAGCUUGAAGAAAGACAGUCUUAUUUAUUAACUCUCGAGAACAAUGACAACAAUACGUUGUGGGAUUUCUUGACUGGAAUGUUGCGUCCUGAUAAUGAACUCCUUAAAUUAUUUUUGAUGAUCAGUGAACAAGAAGCAAGAAAUUGUUUUCCUAAACAAUUGUUCAGUUGGGUGAUAGAGACUGACUGAAAUAGUUAAAAGAGUUCCUAGGUUUGGAUUGACGUUAAAAUUUUUAUAUUUACUCGUGGGAACUCAGCAACUGGUCUUGUCUAGUGUUUCGAAAAUUGAAUCUUUUGAAUUACUCGGUAAAACAGUAGCACACGACGCAGUUCUUGUAAUUUAACAACAGUGCAAGAGUCUACCACAAUUCCAGAUAACGUACAAGCAAAACGGCCAUAGAAAUUCAAAGGGAAAAAAGACAGGAUGUUAAAAUAAGGAUUAGAUUAUAAUCAAGUAUUAUGUUGCCAUUAUUAGCAAUGAUUCUAGUAACAUAGCUCUCGAUAGCUCCUGAAUGAUAAAUGUGUGCCUACAUGCUUCGCUAGAAGUGUAACUAUUCCCUUCUAUACCCGGGAGAAAUUUCAUUCUUCGUAGAGCAAAUUGGCACUCAUAGUCCCCGUGGUAGGCAAGUUUUUCACGCUGAAGGUUUACGAUAAUUCAAACAGGUGUCACCUGAAACAAAAGUCAUGUAGGACGUAAUGUAGGAGGGGUACAGUAGACAAUUUUUUAAUACAAAUGUGGUUCAUUCAUUCCCCGUGCGCCAUCUAUCCCACUCUACCCACGUGCUGCUGCAUUUGAGACCUACUCUCACUCUCAUUGUUCCCAGGCCUUUCCUUUCAUUGCUUCUCUCCAACGGAGGCAAAAGGGAGAGAGACCCUGGGAACGUAGUGCUGCAGUUCUUUAAAAAACCUGACAAUGAAGUUGUAGUAACCGUACCGUUGCUUGAUUUCCUUUUGACAGAACCGAUGUCCAGCGCCUGACAACUUUAUUGAUGAUCUCGAUAAGAUCAAAUGGUCGCCAGUCAGAAACGACGAUAUAACAUGGAACUUCGAGAAAUUUCUUGUGAACCACAAUGGCCAGCCAUAUCGUCGCUACUCGCCAGUGGUAGAACCCAAAGAAAUCACUGAAGACAUCGAAAAAUUGAUAAAACAAUGCAAACAAGAUUCUUCCUAAGAAAGCUUUUGGGAAUGGGAUAAAGUCAGCCUCCUCUUGAUGUGCCUUGCAUGGCUCUUUUCUUGAAAU